Messenger RNA from Dermacentor silvarum, 1966 nucleotides. RefSeq names its product cytochrome P450 3A31-like. The record is from RefSeq and is a predicted model, not a curated record. NCBI's taxonomy places the organism in Eukaryota, Metazoa, Arthropoda, Arachnida, Ixodida, Ixodidae. The transcript is spliced from 13 exons. The coding region runs from base 100 to 1848 and encodes 582 amino acids. Gene Ontology annotation, molecular function: oxidoreductase activity, acting on paired donors, with incorporation or reduction of molecular oxygen; iron ion binding; monooxygenase activity.
GUCGGAAGUGCCGAGAUACUAGUCGGUUCGCGAUUUUCGGGCGUUGUUGUCGCCCUGUUGCAGCCAUACUUGCGCCUUGCGCAUUUACCAGCAGCAGUCAUGAUGAGCACUACUGCAUCACUUACGGGCUAUUUCGGACUGCGAGAAUUGAUAUUCUGCGCCUUGUUCUUGGCCACGGUUUUUUACGUGAAGUAUCUUCGAAGGUACAAAGAUUACUGGAAGAAGCAAAAUGUCGUGCACGAGGAAUUUGAUCUUUCCUGGGCGCCGAUAUCCAACAUGCUUAAAGAGCCUAUACAUGAGAUUGAUAUGAACAGGCACAGGAAAUACGGAAAAGUCUUUGGUGCUUUUGAAGGGCUCCAUCCCACACUUUUUUUGUCGGAUCCUGAUUUAAUCAAGCUUGUGCUCGUCAAGCAUUUUAAUGACCUUCCUGACCGCAGAACUGUUACACUCAACGACCCCAUCUUAGACAACAUGAUGACCAUAGUCUGUGCGGAACGUUGGAGAAAGAUUCGGCCAGCUGCAAGUCCUGCCUUCACUGCUGGCAAGCUUCGUAAGAUGAACAUCAUUAUUCAUGAUUGUGCCCGAAUUACAGCAGAACACCUCAUGGGGCUAGCUGAAGACGGGAAAGACUUGAAUCCUAAAGAAUUCUUUGGUCACUACACCCUGGACGUCAUUACGAGGUGUGUCCUGGGGGCAAGGCUGGGAUCUCACACCGCCCAGGCUGACGAGUUUGUCGCCAAGUCACAGGCAGCAUUCGCCCUGAAACCCAUGCCAGCUGUCGUCUUGUUCUGUAGGUACUCGGGUCGGCAUGCCACGAUGCACAGAAUGACAACCCUUUGCUUGCAGUUUACAUCUGGACGCUGUUUCCAUUCAUCACAACGUUGCUACGGCUGCGCGUCUUCAGCCCUGAAACAUUCGUCUUCCUUAAAAUUUCUGCCUAAAUGUCACCGUGUAACUUAUUUCUUGUUCUUUUUUUUUAAUUAUUAUCUGAACUUCUCUACACGCAAUAUUCCUUUCGGGGCCGUAUGUAUACAAAUAAAUAAAUGCCAUCUUUGUUUUCCACAGAAGCACCAAGAUUUUUUGCAGCUGAUGGUUGAUGCCCAGGACAGCAAAAUGCAAGUCUGUGCUGAAGGCCCACAGAAUGCCGAGGAGAAGCUGUACAACCCAGGCGCAGAGCAGGCUGUGGAAAGGACUGCUAGUGCUAAAGCGCUCACCGAAGAGGAGGCACUGUCGCAGUGCGUUGCAUUCUUCAUUGCCGGCCUUGACGCAACUUCGUCAGCCCUGGCAUUCACAUUCUAUCUGCUGGCCCUGCACCCCGACGUUCAGCAAAAGCUCCGGGAGGAAGUGGAUCGCUGCUUUGAGGAGAACGGCGAGGAGCCAAGCCUUGAUGAUGUCUCCAAAUUAAAGUACCUCAACUGCAUCAUCUCUGAGAGCUUGAGAAUGUACCCGCCAGCUGUACGGGUUGAAAGAACAGCUUGCCAAGAUGUCACCCUCGGUGACACCGGGAUCAAUCUCUCAAAAGGCUGUGCUGUGGUAAUUCCAGUGUACGCUAUGCACCAUGAUCCCGAGUACUUUCCAGAUCCUGAGAAGUUUGACCCUGAAAGAUUCAGUGACGAGAACAUUGGCUCCAUACAACCCUACUCCUACCUGCCGUUCGGCGCUGGUCCCAGGAACUGCAUUGGGAUGCGAUUCGCCCUGCAAGCUCUGAGGAUGUGCCUGUUCCACGUUGUUCGCAGUGUGGAACUAUUGCGGACAGAGAAAACCAAGGUGCCGUUAAAGAUGGUAACCACUUUUUCUUUGUUGACUGCCGAAGACAUCACCAUCGGCGUAAAGAACAGAAAUCUGUGAAUCUGAGGCUCGCUACAGACAGGCCACGUCCUAUGGGUUGCCAACUGUUUCAUGGUUUGCAGGACUGCCUGAUGUUUCACACUGAAGAAAGCCAUUUAUAAAAUGCUCUCCUGACGAA